Cuscuta europaea is the source of this 901-nucleotide messenger RNA. The record is from the annotation of a GenBank genome assembly. NCBI's taxonomy places the organism in Eukaryota, Viridiplantae, Streptophyta, Magnoliopsida, Solanales, Convolvulaceae.
CUUGAGGGGCAUAACCCCUGAGACUGAUAGGGCUGCCCUCGGGGCCUAUAACGAUGCGGCCCUCGAGGACCACAUUCUCCGCUCCUCCCUUUCUGCUUGUCUAGCCCUCGGUGAACAUGCCCGGAGGCUUCAAGAAUGGCGCCUCCAUAAGGCAGAGCAGGACGCCAAGAUGAAGGAAUGCAUCCUCAAAACUAAGGAGGCGGUGAAGCUGGGGGCCAGGCUGGAAGAGGAGCUUCGGCAAAUGGAGCUGAGAUUGGAGGCUGCAGAGAAGGGCAAGGCCGAUGCUGAGGCCGCUGCUGAGGAGGCCAAGAGAGCUGCGAAAGAGGCCGAGGGCUCCAAGGCGCUAGCCGUCGCCAAGGCUCGGGAGGAAGCCGUUGAUGCCUUCGUCGCCGAGGGCUGGAGGGCCGAGGGACGCAAGAUGUGGCUGUCCUCGGUCGUGGAGGCAUACGUCGAGGAAUGGGCCGAGGGCCCCGGGUGGGAAUGGAUGGCCUGGAAGGGCAGAGAAUAUUAUGAGGCCGGCGAAUUCUUCACCCAGGCCCUCAUUUACCGGAGGAUGGCUCGGCAUUUGGGCAUUGAGCAAAAGGAUUUCUCCCCCUCGGCGUAUGGCCUUCCUCCCCUGCAGCCUGAUGUCCGUGAGUCGCUCCCGGAAGGUGUUCAGAGGCCCGACCUUGAGGACACGGAGUUGAAGAAUGAGGCCGAGGACGACGCUGUCGAGGCCGGAGCGGAGGCAUCAUCGAGGCCGGCUGCAGAGGGCACCCCGGUGAAUGAUGCUGUUGUAGUUGUAGAGUGACUUUGUACUUAGAAAUCCUUGAACAUAUUUUGUAAUGAACAACAUUGAUCCUUCGGCUUCGGCCUGUUUGUAAAUUUCACACUUACUUUGUUUUUGAUGAAUGCAUGCUGC